Molecule: messenger RNA, 2799 nt
Organism: Brassicogethes aeneus
Lineage: Eukaryota; Metazoa; Arthropoda; Insecta; Coleoptera; Nitidulidae
Source: the annotation of a GenBank genome assembly
AGAAGUUGGCAUAAUGCCUUUCAGAAAAAAGUUUUGUAUUUCUUGGCCAGUUUCGAGCGAUACGUUAAACCUGUGUGUUUUAAGUGGAUAAUGUUAGAUACUAUUAAGGAUUUUUUGGACUACGGGUUCAUUAACAAUAUCACUGGAAACAAUACUGACUUGCAAGGAAAUAAUAAUGCAUCCCCAAAAGAUGGCGUUCAGUGGCGGGGCAAUAGGAGCAGCGGCAGCAACGGGCAGUGCAACGGAAACGGGAACAGGGGCAGCACAGGCGGGGGGGCUUUCGGGCUCGGCCUUUACGGCGGCGGGGGGGACGGGAGCGAAGGGGGUGGGUGCAACGGCACUGAAGGCCCGGCCGCAGCAGGGCCGGACCAGUUGGAGGGGCCGGGCUCAAUUGAGAAUGACUCUAUUCACCUCAAGAGACGGGUGGGACUCAUCAGUGGGGUGGCUUUAAUUGUCGGAACCAUGAUAGGUUCCGGAAUUUUCGUUUCCCCAUCUGGUCUUUUACUAAGGACUGGAUCAAUUGGGAUGAGUUUUGUGAUAUGGAUGGCAUGUGGGUUGUUAUCCCUAUUAGGGGCCCUUUCAUACGCAGAGCUAGGUACGAUGAAUACAUCUUCAGGAGCGGAAUACGCCUACUUUAUGGACGCUUUCGGAGCCCCGCCGGCCUUUCUGUUUUCCUGGGCCAGCACGCUGGUCCUAAAACCGUCGCAGAUGGCCAUAAUCUGUCUCAGCUUCGGAAAAUAUGCUGUUGAAGCCUUCGUGACACAGUGCGAGCCUCCGGAAAUUGUCGUCAAGAUGGUAGCACUGUUAGCCAUCGUUGUAAUCUUGUACGUAAAUUGCUACAGCGUCAAUUUAGCAACGAGUGUUCAAAAUGUCUUCACAGCAGCUAAACUUGUUGCGGUACUGAUUGUGAUAAUAGGAGGAGCAUAUAAAAUUUCUGAGGGUAAUACUCAGCAUUUAAGGCAACCAUUUAAAAAUACACAAUACUCCAUUGGUAAUAUUGCAACUGCUUUCUACACUGGCCUAUGGGCCUAUGACGGUUGGAAUAAUUUGAACUAUGUUACGGAAGAAAUUAAAAACCCCUCCAGAAACCUGCCUCGUAGCAUAGUAAUAGGCAUCCCUUUGGUGACAGUGUGCUACGCGCUUAUAAACAUCUCAUACUUGACCGUGAUGUCGCCAAUGGAAAUGCAAACAAGCGAAGCAGUUGCCGUCACGUUCGGAAACCGUCUUUUGGGCGUCAUGGCCUGGCUGAUGCCGCUGUCUGUAACGAUCUCCACCUUCGGCUCCGCCAACGGCACGCUGUUCGCUGCAGGAAGGCUUUGUUUCGCCGCCAGCAGGGAAGGACAUCUUCUGGACAUCCUGUCUUAUGUGCACAUCAGAAGAUAUACGCCAGCGCCCGGGCUUAUUUUUCACUCCAUAAUAGCCGGCGCAAUGGUUUUAUAUGGUACCAUCGAUUCCUUGAUAGAUUUCUUCAGUUUUACUGCCUGGAUUUUCUAUGGCGGUUCAAUGGUGGCGCUUAUUGUAAUGCGUCACACGAAACCCAACUAUCCCAGACCUUACAAGGUACCUAUAAUCAUUCCUUAUAUGGUGUUACUAAUCUCUAUCUACCUGAUAAUAGGCCCUAUUAUUGAUAAGCCUACCAUCGAGUACCUUUAUGCCGCUCUCUUCAUUCUGGGAGGAAUGAUUUUUUAUGUUCCUUUUGUACAUUAUAAACUGCGUGUUCCGUUUAUGGAUGGAAUAACAGUAUUUCUACAAAUGUUAUUUGAAGUGGCACCUACAUCGAACAUGUUUGAGUAGUCACCAAACAACUUUAGUUAAAGCUCAAAUAGACGCGUAGACGCAUCAUGGUUACAAGACAAUAUUUAAGUCUCAUCUAUACAAAACUAUUUUUAUUAAGCUUGCUGUGAAUAAGUGUAGGGGGACCUAAGGAAUUGUAAAAAAAUUAUAAUUAAAAAUAUUGCAUGGAUCAUUCCUUAACUUUAAGGCAUUCUAUGGGGUGCAACGUGGAUGUCUUUUAUCAAAAAUAUUCAAAUAAAAUUAGGGCCCAAGAUUUAGAUUUAUUUUGUUGUACCUGGCUAUAAUUACCUAGGAAAUACUUAAAUAUUCAUUCAAUAUUUAAAUCUGGUUGUUGACUUUUGGCUCUAAUUUUAUUCGAUUUUUAAGCAUUUUAUACCAACUUACUGUACAUUUAUUACGAAAAGUCUGACUUUUUUAAAAAAUUAUUUUUAUAUAUUGAAGAAUUCUUGUAACCAUGAUAUUUGUAGUUUGUUAAAUGAUUUAGGUAAACAUGAAAUUAUCAUUCCUUACCUAAACAUUGUUGAAUUUUAUAUUUAUUUUUUAUUUUCAAUUUAUAUUUUUUUUAUUUAGUUACUUAAAUCUUAUUUUAUAAUGAGAGUGUAAAGGGGCACUUGAUAAAACUUUACAUACGUACAAGAGUACAUGAGUAUCUACCUACCGAAACUUGCCAAACCUAUUUUACAUAUCCGCAAAAUAGUACUCUCAUCUAAAUACUUGAGUAUAUUUAAAUGAUCAUUAAUUUGAAGUUUAAAAAUGUGUUUAUAUUUAUUAUAAUAAUUAAAAUUAUUGUAAUUUUUUUGUAAAAAAUACAUCAGAAAUAUUGUUGCCAAAAUAUAAAGCAUAUAAUGAAAACCUAAAUAAAUAAAUGUUUUAAAAUCAAUGUUUGUCUAUUUUUUUAUUUUUUUCCUCAUAAAAAUAUAGUAUUAUUCUUAAUACAUGCUAUAUAGAGUGUCCGGGUAGGGCGCAGUACACCAUAUUUAAAAAUGUUGCAACUUUUAAAAGUUC